UUGCAGCAAGGAGCAAAUAAUGCAGAAAAAUUUGACUAUGUGAUGCAGUUUAUGAAUAAAAUGGCUGGUAAUGAGUAUGUUGGAUUCAGUAAUGCUACGUUCCAAUCCGAAAGAGAGAGUGGAGAUAGAAACUUUGCAAUUGGCUAUUACUUGAAAGAAAAAAAGUGCUUUCCUGAAGGCACAGAUAUGGUUGCUAUACUAGACUUUUAUUUUCAGCUUUGCUCAAUAGAAGUCACAUGUGAAUCAGCAAGCGUGAUGGCAGCAACUCUGGCUAAUGGUGGCUUUUGCCCCAUCACUGGUGAAAGAGUACUGAGUCCUGAAGCGGUCCGGAAUACCUUGAGUUUAAUGCAUUCCUGUGGCAUGUAUGACUUCUCAGGGCAGUUUGCCUUCCAUGUUGGUCUUCCUGCAAAAUCUGGAGUUGCUGGUGGGAUUCUUCUGGUUGUUCCUAAUGUCAUGGGCUUGAUGUGCUGGUCGCCUCCUUUGGACAAGAUGGGCAACAGUGUUAAAGGCAUUCACUUUUGUCAUGAUCUGGUUUCUUUGUGCAAUUUCCAUAACUACGAUAAUCUGAGACACUUUGCAAAAAAGCUUGAUCCUCGCAGAGAAGGUGGUGAUCAGCGGGUGAAGUCUGUGAUAAAUCUGCUGUUCGCUGCCUACACAGGGGAUGUGUCUGCACUCCGGAGAUUUGCUCUGUCAGGAAUGGAUAUGGAACAAAGGGACUAUGACUCACGGACAGCCCUGCAUGUAGCCGCUGCAGAAGGACAUGUGGACGUUGUUAAAUUCCUAUUGGAAGCGUGCAAAGUGAACCCUUUCCCCAAAGACAGGUGGAAUAACACUCCUAUGGAUGAAGCUUUACAUUUUGGACACCAUGAUGUAUUUAAAAUUCUUCAGGAAUAUCAGGUCCAAUACACGCCAUCAGAGGAUUCCAACAACGGAAAGGAGAACCGAACGGUUCAUAAAAAUCUCGAUGGCUUACUAUAAUCACCUUCAGCUAGAUCCUAAGAAUCAAAUCACUUGCCCAUUUAAUUGUGGUAUGCAUAAGUAAUGAAGAGCGUGUGUGUUUCUAUCUGAUAGUGGUAUAUAUUUUACAGAAGUCUCUGUUACUUCAGUGUUGUUACAGGAGUUUCUAUACGCACAGGACAAAUCCAAUCUCU
This is a messenger RNA of Pterocles gutturalis (yellow-throated sandgrouse), 1151 nucleotides long. RefSeq names its product glutaminase 2 (liver, mitochondrial) (gene GLS2). The record is from RefSeq and is a predicted model, not a curated record. Gene Ontology annotation, molecular function: glutaminase activity; protein binding. Gene Ontology annotation, biological process: L-glutamine catabolic process. The annotation marks the transcript as partial. NCBI's taxonomy places the organism in Eukaryota, Metazoa, Chordata, Aves, Pterocliformes, Pteroclidae. The transcript has 11 exons.